AUGCGGUGGUCGUUCCUGCGGGGGGACGACGCGGUGGGGUGGAUAGGGGGCGGGGAUGAACGGAUGGCGAUGGAGAUGAUGGACGAGCGUAACAAGUGUCCUUCCUCCUUCGUCCUCCUCUGCCCUCCUCCACUCCCACCACCCCCAACUCCGUCUUCAGUUCACUGCGGCGCGGGGCUUCGCUUCGGAUCGGCUCGAGCAGAUUUCUACACACGGGCUGAUCUGUUCCUCUUAAGCUGUAAAGGAAUGCAAGCAGCUCUGCUCGCCCGUUUCGUACCAAAAGAAAAAAGAGAGAGGAGUUUCUGGGCAAGUAAAGCUAGCUCGACGUUUACUGUGGUCUCACUUUGUGAGAAGACAGAAGAGUAUUCUCUUCUCUUUGUUCCUCCCCUUGAUUUCUGCACGAUCUGCUCUGUUCCUCUGCAAGCAACUCUGCUCGUGGUUAAUAUAGCAAAAGUUUCAUCUGAUCGCCUAGAGGAUAGUGGAUUUGAAACUGCCACUGUAUCAGAUGUCUUGAAGUCUAAAGGGAAGAGUGCUGAUGGAUCUUGGCUCUGGUGCACCACAGAAGAUACUGUCUAUGAUGCUGUCAAAUCGAUGACGCACAACAACGUGGGAGCUUUGGUGGUUGUCAAACCUGGAGAGGAUAAAUCAAUUGCUGGCAUUGUCACUGAGAGAGAUUACCUCCGGAAAAUCAUAGUGCAGGGAAGAUCUUCCAAGUCAACUAAGGUUGGCGACAUCAUGACUGAAGAGAACAAACUGAUCACAGUGAAUCCCAACACCAAAGUCCUGCAGGCAAUGCAGCUCAUGACAGACAACCGCAUCAGACACAUCCCGGUGAUUGACGGCACAGGGAUGUUGGGGAUGGUCUCCAUCGGCGACGCCGUGCGCGCGGUGGUCGCCGAGUACAGGGAGGAGCUGAACCGGCUCAACGACUACAUCCAGGGAGGCUACUAG
Messenger RNA from Miscanthus lutarioriparius, 951 nucleotides. Lineage: Eukaryota; Viridiplantae; Streptophyta; Magnoliopsida; Poales; Poaceae. The record is from the annotation of a GenBank genome assembly.